CCCUCUUCUCUGCGCUCUUUGUCUUCUUUCACUUAUCCCCUCUUCAGAUAUCUUCCUGGAUCUCGAUGCUUACUUGUCUAUAAUCUACAGUCCUCUUGCAAGCUUUGCGUCAAGCAACAGCACCUUUAUGAAAACUCCAUGAAUCUUAUCUAACCAGUCUAUAGAUAGAUUAGGUCACAUCACUAUAAACACAAUGACCCAUCCUCAAGACGAGGCCCAGCAUUUCUCUCUCACCGAUCCCGAAAGAUUCUGGGGUCAUCAAGCUGAACAGCUUCACUGGCACAGAAAGCCUUCUGCGGUUCUGAAACGCACGACUAAAGAUCUGAAAUCGGGUACCUCUCACAGUCAUUGGGAAUGGUUCCCAGACGGCGAGAUAUCCACCUGCUAUAACUGCCUUGACCGUCAUGUCCUAGCUGGGCAUGGAGAUCAGCCCGCCAUUCUGUACGACAGUUCGGUCACGAACACCAAGCAGCGUUUGACCUACAAGCAGCUUCUUGCCGAGGUCGAAACUUUUGCCGGGGUCCUUCGAGAGGAAGGCGUCAAGAAGGGAGAUGUUGUUUUAGUUUACAUGCCCAUGGUGCCCGCCACUUUGAUCGGCAUUCUCACCAUCAACCGCUUGGGUGCCAUCCACGCUGUUGUCUUUGGUGGCUUUGCUUCCACAGCCCUGGCUCAGCGCAUUGAAGCCUCACGUCCAGUCGCCAUCUUGACAGCUUCUUGUGGUAUCGAAGGUAACAAAGGGCCUAUCAGUUACCGCGCCUAUAUCGAAGAAGCUAUCAGCAUCUCAUCCUUCAAACCCCCCAAGACCAUCAUCUGGCAGCGUGAGCAGCUAGUGUGGCGUCCAGUCAAGAAAACUGAGGGCGAGCGGGAUUGGCAGAAGCUGGUCAAGAGCGCGCGGUUCAGAAAUAUCAAGGUUGACUGUGUUCCUGUAAGGUCGGCUGAUCCCAUUUACAUCAUCUACACCAGCGGAACCACAGGUCGACCUAAAGGUGUCGUGCGCGAUAGCGGCGGUCAUGCUGUUGGGCUGCAUAUGUCGAUUUCGUAUCUGUUCGGUAUACAUGGACCAGGUGACGUGAUGGGCUGUUUCAGUGACAUAGGCUGGGUAGUUUCACACAGCUACACACUUUAUGGUCCCCUACUGACAGGCGCCGCCACGGUCCUCUACGAAGGUAAGCCUGUUGGAACACCCGACGCCUCGGCUUUCUGGAGACUAGCCGAGGAAUACAAGAUCAACACCUUGUUCACCGCACCAACGGCACUCAGAGCCAUCCGAAAGGAAGACCCUGACAAUGUCUUUAUCACCGAGAUUGGCAGACGAGGUGGGCUCAAGAGCCUCAAAGCCCUUUUUCUUGCUGGAGAGCGGUUCGAGCCAGCUAUCAUUAACAUGUACCAGGACUUGCUCAGGCGGUAUGGCGCGGCAGGCUCCCAGGUUGUUGAUAACUGGUGGUCGUCAGAAUCUGGCUCGCCGAUUUCGGGUGUUGCGUUGGUUCCGCACGCAGGCAAGAACAGGAAGACGAAUGUGAAAGAUCAUCCGCCAUUACCUAUCAAGCCCGGGAGUGCCGGAAAGGCCAUGCCUGGGUUUGAUGUCAGAGUUGUGGAUGACGAAGGCAACGAGGUGCCCCGGGGCAACAUGGGAAACAUCGUUCUGGGCCUUCCACUGGCACCUACUGCGUUUCGGACACUUUGGGGGGAUGAGGAACGAUUCUACAAGAGUUACAUGAUUCGCUUCAAUGGCAAGUGGGUUGACACUGGCGAUGCCGGCUAUGUCGACCAAACAGGGUACAUUCACAUUAUGGCACGCACUGAUGACAUUAUCAACGUUGCCGCCCAUCGUCUUAGCACAGGCACGCUCGAGCAAGCAGUCACAAGCCACCCCCUCGUCACCGAAGCAUGCGUGGUUAGCGUCCCCGACGCCCCCAAAGGCCAGCUUCCUUUCGCCUUCAUCAGCACCUCGGACGGCGGCGCCGACGUCAAGUCAGACGAGCAGCUGUUCCAGGAUAUCCAGAAGCUCGUCCGUGCCCAGGUUGGUGCCAUCGCCUCGCUAGGCGGGAUGAUCCGGGGCAAGGGCAUGAUUCCGAAGACGCGCUCGGGGAAGACCUUGAGGAGAGUCCUACGCGAACUGCUGGAAAAUGCGGUCCAUGACGAGUUCGACAAGCCCGUCAAUAUCCCCUCGACGGUGGAGGACCCGAGCGUAGUGGAUGUGGCGAGGGAGAAGAUUAGGGAAUAUUGGCAUGCGAAGAGCGGGUUGCAUGCGGCUAUUGAGGCUAGGGCGAAGCUUUGAAAGGCAUGUAGUCACGUAGAAGACAUUGUUAAGCGUGUAUUUGCUUCAUGAUGAGAGAUACUUGCCCACUUUUUCACACAACUUAGGGUAGAGUCUAUGUAGGUCAGAGGCAGUGAGCUUGGAAAGCAGAGUUGAUGAUUUU
This is a messenger RNA of Neurospora tetrasperma FGSC 2508, 2420 nucleotides long. RefSeq lists its product as uncharacterized. The transcript is spliced from 5 exons. NCBI's taxonomy places the organism in Eukaryota, Fungi, Ascomycota, Sordariomycetes, Sordariales, Sordariaceae. The record is from RefSeq and is a predicted model, not a curated record. Bases 194 to 2278 code for a protein of 694 amino acids.